Messenger RNA from Fomitopsis serialis, 252 nucleotides. RefSeq lists its product as uncharacterized. Lineage: Eukaryota; Fungi; Basidiomycota; Agaricomycetes; Polyporales; Fomitopsidaceae. The transcript has a single exon. The annotation marks the transcript as partial. The record is from RefSeq and is a predicted model, not a curated record.
UAUGACCUCAUUCUUAUACAGGAACCUUGCCUACCGAACGUAAACGGCUUACGACUUACACGAGCGACGCCAGACUGGCGAGUCAUAUACCCAUCAUGCCACCAUGACACCACUCGGCGAACCCGCUCUGUCAUCCUUGUCAAUCGCAAGGUUGCGACUGACGCUUGGACAAGCAUCCCCACCGACAACCCAGAUGUAACUGCGAUAACCCUCGACACGUCGAAAGGUAAAGUCCAUAUUUUCAAUGUAUAC